Linum trigynum is the source of this 330-nucleotide messenger RNA. Lineage: Eukaryota; Viridiplantae; Streptophyta; Magnoliopsida; Malpighiales; Linaceae. The record is from the annotation of a GenBank genome assembly.
AUGAUGACUUCCUCCGCGUCCAAAUCAGAUCUGAAUCAUCCCUCCUCAACUUCUCCUGCUCCUUCCAACGAAACCCAGCCUCCUCGAGUCCACCUGCUCCUCCCGACGAAACCUAGAGACUCCACCUAUUGUCUUUAUGGACUGGCGCACUCCAACAGCGAGCAGGCGCGCAGUAGUGGCGACAUCAAUGUCAGCAAAGAAGAAAGAAGAAGAAAAGGGGAUAGCUUGAGCCUUGGGAGAGGAAAGUGGAAACCUAGGGGUUCCACCUCUCCUAUCUCUCAGCAUCACCAAAUUGAGGCAGCUUGGGCCGGCCAAAAUGCAGCAAGCUAG